UCAAGCCAUAGCAUCGGUCCGAUCGUAGAGGAAUUUUGUAGCAUGGACUGGGAAGUUGGAAAUCCCUGGCCCUUGAACGUUUGGCCGCUGCUCCCCGGCGUUUUGUACUUUGUUCUUUUUUGAGAGUAAAGAGUAGCAGGCCCCCACAGUAACAAGCCUCUCUUUUAUAUGUGUGUGUGUGCCGACGCUGCUGAAGACGGAUUUUUAAGAUUCUCCGGAGAUAUGGAUUCGGAAGAUCAGAGCAGCGCUGCUAGUCCCACCGACGUUUCGCAUGACCCGGGAAAAAUGUUUAUUGGUGGCUUAAGCUGGCAAACUGCGCCUGAAGGUCUUAGAGAAUAUUUUAGUAAAUAUGGGGACAUUACAGAAGUGAUGGUCAUGAAAGAUCCUACAACGAGGCGGUCAAGGGGAUUUGGUUUCGUGACUUUUGCUGACCCCGACAGUGUAGAUAAAGUGCUAGCCAACGGACCUCAUGAGCUCGAUGGUAAAAAGAUCGAUCCGAAGAUUGCCUUCCCCAAAAGGGCACACCCAAAGAUGGUGACAAGAACAAAAAAAGUAUUUGUUGGUGGGCUUUCUGCUCCGACUACGUUGGACGACGUUAAAAAUUACUUUCAACAGUUCGGUAAGGUGGAAGAUGCCAUGCUCAUGUUUGACAAACAGACCAAUAGGCAUAGAGGCUUCGGUUUUGUUACCUUCGAGAAUGAGGACGUCGUUGAUAAAGUGUGUGAAAUACACUUUCACGAGAUAAAUAGCAAAAUGGUCGAAUGCAAGAAAGCCCAACCUAAAGAAGUUAUGAUGCCUAACAGCACUACGCGUGGUGAAGACCUGGUGUGGCCUCUCGGAGCUCUCACGGACGCCGGCUUCACCACUUUCGGCUACGGUCGGGGAAUUCCAGGCUACCCGAGUUUCGGCUAUUCCUUUCCAGGCUUCCAUGGCUUCAGCUACAUCCCUUCGCCUGCUGCCACAGACCACCAAGCGACGGCUUUCUUCGUGGACGCUUUCUCCGCUACUGCCGUGUCCACCGCUGCUGCCCUUGCUAGUCACAUGACCAACGUGGGGCAGACCGAGCCCCCGCAGGGGCUUGCGCCCAUGGGGAGCUCCCCCAUCAAGCGGGGACACCCUUUUGCACCGCAAAUCCCGACUGUGAUCAACAACUAUGGACCUCAAGGAUUUGCCGCUUCUCCUUCCCCAGCCAAUAACAGAGUCUUCCCGGCUACUAACAGCCCUGGCCCGAUUGACAUCUACACUUCCAAUCAAGACGGUGUCAGCUAUGUCCAGGACCCAAGCCCUCAGUCUUCAGGAUUUCCUCCCAUAGCUGUUAAUAGGGGCCCACUGAUUGCUGCAGCUUUUACUAACGGCUACCACUGAGCGCAAAGGUUUUCACACAUUCAGCGCCUGAAGUCGUUGAGUGAAUCACUGGGAAAAAAGAGCCUUUCUGCAACCGCUUUCUUU
Molecule: messenger RNA, 1449 nt
Organism: Uloborus diversus
Lineage: Eukaryota; Metazoa; Arthropoda; Arachnida; Araneae; Uloboridae
Product: RNA-binding protein Musashi homolog Rbp6-like
Exons: 15
Coding region: 169-1365 (398 amino acids)
Cellular component (GO): cytoplasm
Molecular function (GO): RNA binding
Source: RefSeq, a predicted model, not a curated record